Spea bombifrons (plains spadefoot toad) is the source of this 2429-nucleotide messenger RNA. RefSeq names its product MFSD2 lysolipid transporter B, sphingolipid (gene MFSD2B). Gene Ontology annotation, molecular function: sphingolipid intramembrane carrier activity; symporter activity. Gene Ontology annotation, biological process: carbohydrate transport. The transcript has 14 exons. NCBI's taxonomy places the organism in Eukaryota, Metazoa, Chordata, Amphibia, Anura, Pelobatidae. Gene Ontology annotation, cellular component: membrane. The coding region runs from base 424 to 2097 and encodes 557 amino acids. The record is from RefSeq and is a predicted model, not a curated record.
AGAUGAGAUGGGGUAGGAAAGCAGUGGUGUAGAUGAGGUGGGGUAGGAAAGCAGUGGUGUAGAUGAGAUGGGGUAGGAGAGCAGCGGUGUAGAUGAGAUGGGGUAGGAAAGCAGUGGUGUAGAUGAGAUGGGGUAGGAAAGCAGUGGUGAAGAUGAGAUGGGGUAGGAAAGCAGUGGUGUAGAUGAGAUGGAGUAGGAAAGCAGUGGUGUAGAUGAGAUGGGGUAGGAAAGCAGUGGUGUAGAUGAGAUGGGGUAGGAAAGCAGUGGUGUGUUGAGACGGUGUAGGAUCCAGGGGUAUGACAAGGUUUCGGGGCAGCACAUGUGGAGACCUGCAGGGUGUAUGUGAGGAUAACGCGUGUUAGGAUUGCGGAGAGUGGCGCGGAGAGGCACACCGCUGUGCGUUAAUGGCUCGGAUACCUGUGGAUGACAGUCCCGGGACAGGUCGCUGACAGGUCGCACCGUUGCCGGCUGGUGUCCCGCCCCCUGCCCCGCCCCCUGUGCUGGCUGCUUGCGGGCCGCCCGGGAGCCGCGCACUCUGCCCCUGACAUGGACGAGAGAGCCCGGCAGCCCCCGCUCAGCACGGUCACCGCCAACUGCAAGAGUCCGCAGCCAGCACGACAGGGGAACAGCAUCAAGCUCUCCGUCUUCAGCAAGGUGUGCUAUGCCGUCGGAGGAGCCCCCAAUCAGGUGGCCGGCAGCGCGUCCGCGUUCUUCCUGCAGAUCUACUUGCUGGACGUAGCACAGAUCACCCCCUUUGAAGCCUCUCUGGUGCUGUGCGUUGGAAAAACUUGGGGUGGCAUCAUGGACCCGGUCGUCGGCUUUUUCAUUAAUAAAAGUAAAUGGACCAGGAUUGGCCGCUUUAUGCCAUGGAUUGUGGGAUGCACGCCCUUUCUGGUCCUGUCCUAUUUCUUCUUGUGGUUUGACCCACCGUUUGUCGCAGGAAGAGUCGUGUGGUAUCUCGCCUUCUACUGCUUCUUCCAAGCUUUGAGUACAGUUUACCAUGUCCCGUACACAACGCUAACCAUGUUUCUCAGCACCGACCAGGCGGAGAGGGACUCGACCACUGCGUACAGAAUGACCGUGGAGGUCCUGGGGACCCUUAUAGGAGCAGCGGUUCAAGGACAGAUAGUGGCGAGCGCUCACACGGGCCACCACUGCAUCACGAACAACGAGACCACCAACUUCACGGUUAAUUCCACCGAAUCUCCGGCCAACGGCACCCUCCUCCCGGGAUCCCCCGACCUGCUUCAUGCUAGGAACGUCUACAUGAUUGCGGCCGGAGCGAUAGGCUGCGUGUAUCUGCUGUGUACGUCCAUUCUCUUCAUCGGAGUAAAAGAAAGACACGAUCCGGUGUAUUCUUCUGGCAAGAUUAUUCCUUUUUUCAAGGGUUUCAAGCUGUCGAUGCGACACGGUCCGUACCUCAAUCUCAUAGCCUCCUUCCUGCUCAUCUCAGCCGCUGUUCAGCUUCAGCAGAGCAAUUUUGUCCUUUUUUGCACGCACGCGGCAGACCUGAGGGAUCACUUCCAGAACCUGGUGCUGACCAUCCUGAUCUCGGCUGUCCUGAGUAUCCCGUUCUGGCAGUGGUUUCUAAAAAGAUUUGGCAAGAAAAUGGCUGCAUUCGGGAUUUCGUGGAUGAUCCCGUUUGCCAUCAUGCUGGUGACCAUCCCGAGCCUCGCCGUGGCCUACGCGGUUGCUGUGACGUCUGGUUUAAGUAUCGCUGCAUCACUUCUCUUACCAUGGUCCAUGCUUCCUGAUGUGGUGGAUAAUUUCCGUCUGAUGAACCCUCAAGCCAAGGGGUUGGAGGCGAUUUUCUAUUCGACGUUUGUUUUCUUCACGAAGCUGUCGGCCGGCAUAGCGCUGGGAAUUUCCACGAUGAGCUUGGAGUUCGCCGGGUACAGCAGCGCCGCGUGCAAGCAAUCCCACCACGUGGUGGUGACGCUCCAGAUUCUUAUCGGGGCAGUGCCUGCUCUCCUCAUCAUCGCCGGGCUCCUGAUACUCGUCUUCUACCCGAUCACCGAAGACAUACGGAAAGAGACUGAAAUGGCGUUGGACGUGAUGAGGUUACGGACCCGGCGCUCAACGCUUAUAGUUAUGUGACGCUUACAUACCGGUACCGGCAGCGCUGCACAUCGGAUCAGGGAGAACUGUUUAUAUCUUAUCCAGAUAUUGGGACUGGUUCUUUAUUCACAGUCCUUCAGCACCAGAGACUCGAAUUCUCUUUGCAGGAACAUUUUCUCAGCAGCUGUGUAAAAAAACAAACCCAAACAUUUGAAUAUUUUUAGCUUUUUGGUUAAAAUAAGCAUUUAGUUUUGUAUAUAUAAAUAUUAUUUUAAGCAGAUGAAUUAAUAUUAUUGUUCACUGAUGAUUAUUAAUAUAUUCAGGCGGCAAAACUGUUACACGUGAUAAUAGAACACACUCCUCUUUAUAAA